GGUCAGGGAAGUCCUUCUCCAUGAUGGGGAAUAAGAAGGCUCCAGGGCUGAUCCCCAGGCUGUGCUGCUCCCUGUUUGAGAGGAUCGGCCGGGAGGACAGCCAGGUUCUCUCCUUCAAGGUGGAGGUCUCCUACAUGGAGAUAUACAACGAGAAGGUCCGUGACCUGCUGGACCCUAAAGGGAGUCGUCAGUCUCUGAAGGUCAGAGAGCACAAGGUUCUGGGUCCGUAUGUGGACGGUCUGUCACAACUGGCGGUCACCAACUUUGAGGACAUUGAGGUGUUGAUGUCGGAGGGGAAUAAGUCGAGGACGGUGGCAGCCACCAAUAUGAAUGAGGAGAGCAGUCGUUCCCACGCCGUUUUCAGCAUCAUCGUCACACAGACACUCUACGACCUGAAGUCUGGGAACUCAGGGGAGAAAGUGAGCAAGAUGAGCCUGGUGGAUCUGGCUGGUAGUGAGCGUGUGUCUAAAACUGGAGCUGCAGGGGAGAGGCUGAAGGAGGGCAGCAACAUCAACAGGUCUCUUACCACACUGGGCUGUGUGAUCUCUGCGCUGGCGGACCAGUCUGCAGGGAAGGGGGGGAAGAAUAAGUUUGUUCCUUACAGAGACUCUGUCCUCACCUGGCUUCUCAAGGACAACCUGGGUGGCAACAGUAAGACGUGUAUGAUCGCCACGGUGAGCCCAGCAGCUGAUAACUACGAGGAGACGUUGUCCACGCUGCGUUACGCAGACCGCGCCAAGAGGAUCGUCAACCACGCCGUGGUCAAUGAAGACCCCAACGCACGGAUCAUCAGAGAGCUCCGGGAGGAAGUGGAGAAACUCAGAGUGCAGCUCUCUCAGGCUGAGUCUCUAAAGGCUCCAGAGCUGAAGGAGAGGCUUCAGGAGUCAGAGAAGCUGAUCCAGGAGAUGACCGUUACCUGGGAGCAGAAACUACGCAACACAGAGGAGAUUGCUACGGAGCGUCAGCAGCAGCUAGAGAGUAUGGGGAUCUCCCUGGAGACGUCUGGGAUCAAAGUUGGAGAUGACAAGUGCUUCCUGGUCAACCUGAACGCAGACCCCGCCCUCAAUGAGCUGCUGGUCUACUACCUAAAGGAACACACGCGUGUUGGUGCAGACACCUCUCAGGACAUCCAGCUCUUUGGGAUUGGUAUCCAGUCAGAACACUGUGUGUUGGAGAUCAGCCCAGACGGGGGGGAGGUCACCCUCACCCCUAUAGAGAAUGCCAGAACCUGUGUGAAUGGAACCAUGACUGUGUCCUUGGUCCACCUGUGGCAUGGAGACCGCAUAUUGUGGGGCAACAACCACUUCUUCAGGAUAAACCUGCCUGGGAGGAAGCGACGUGAGCGUCUAAAGGAGCUGGAGAGGGAACGGGCGUCCCCCAGGGAGAGCUAUGUAGAGGUAGACGUAGAGACAGCAAGCGAGGCCUCCUCAGAACAGGACUACAGCUAUGAGUUCGCCCAGACGGAGGUCAUGAUGAAGACCCUUGGAAACAACGAUCCCAUGCAGAACGUGGUCCAGGUUUUAGAGAAGCAGUACCUGGAGGAGAAACGCACAGCGCUGGAGGAACAGAGGAUGAUGUAUGAGAGAGAGCUGGAGUCACUACGGCAACAGCUGUCUCCUGAGAGGACCAAUCAGCAUCAGCGAUCCAGCAGCGACCGCCUCACCUUCCCCACACACACACCAUCACACCACAGCAAGAUACGCCCCUGGACUGAGGAGAGGGACGAGCUGUUUCGUCAGAGUCUGUCCAGGCUGAGGGAGCAGGUUGUCAAGGCCAACACCCUGGUGAGAGAGGCCAACUUCCUGGCAAAGGAGAUGAACAAACGGACUGACUACCAGGUCACCCUCCAGAUCCCUGCAGCUAACCUCAGUGCCAACCGCAAGCGUGGAGCCAUAGUGAGUGAACCAGCCAUCCUGGUGAGGUGGAAAGGGAAGGGGACACAGGUCUGGACCAUCGACAAGCUGGACAACAAACUAGUGGACAUGAGAGACCACUACAGAGACUGGAAGGAGGGAGCUGAGGACACGCAUACCAAGCUGAACAACCACAAGCAGCACAGUGAGUCCUUCUAUGAAGCUCAGGAGAACCACAACCUGAUAGGAGUGGCCAACGUCUUUCUGGAGUGUCUGUUCCACGAUAUCAGACUACAGUACGCUGUUCCUAUCAUCAGCCAGCAGGGGGAGGUAGCCGGCAGGCUCCACGUAGAGCUGAUGCGUGUCAGCGGGGCGGUGCCGGAGCGGCUGGAGGGGGGAGAUGACUCGUCAGAGAACUCCAGUGAGAGCAGCAUCUACGAUGUGAUGGACACUCAGGGAGAGAUGGUCCACAUGGCCAGGAAACUCACCUGCAGGGUGCGUAUCAGGGAGGCCACGGGGCUGCCUCUCAACCUGUCCAACUUCGUCUUCUGCCAAUACACCUUCUGGGAGGGG
Messenger RNA from Oncorhynchus tshawytscha (Chinook salmon), 2426 nucleotides. RefSeq names its product kinesin-like protein KIF13A. Gene Ontology annotation, biological process: microtubule-based movement; regulation of protein localization. The record is from RefSeq and is a predicted model, not a curated record. Gene Ontology annotation, cellular component: adherens junction. Gene Ontology annotation, molecular function: microtubule motor activity; microtubule binding; cell adhesion molecule binding. Lineage: Eukaryota; Metazoa; Chordata; Actinopteri; Salmoniformes; Salmonidae.